Messenger RNA from Seriola aureovittata, 6771 nucleotides. RefSeq names its product zinc finger E-box binding homeobox 1b (gene zeb1b). The record is from RefSeq and is a predicted model, not a curated record. Gene Ontology annotation, biological process: regulation of transcription by RNA polymerase II; anatomical structure development. NCBI's taxonomy places the organism in Eukaryota, Metazoa, Chordata, Actinopteri, Carangiformes, Carangidae. The coding region runs from base 56 to 3385 and encodes 1109 amino acids. The transcript is spliced from 8 exons. Gene Ontology annotation, molecular function: RNA polymerase II cis-regulatory region sequence-specific DNA binding; DNA-binding transcription factor activity, RNA polymerase II-specific.
AGGGGGUGAGAGAGGAGGUGACUCUCCGGCAGCAUUUAGACACAACGAAAGGAUCAUGGCGGAUGGCCCCAGGUGUAAGCGCAGAAAGCAGGCGAACCCGAGGAGGAACAACGUGACGAACUACAAUAAUGUGGUGGAGGCCGGCUCAGACUCAGAUGACGAGGACAAGCUGCACAUUGUGGAGGAGGAAGGCAGCCUGGCAGACGGGGCUGACUGCGACAGCACCCUGCCAGACGACGAGCCCCCCAGGGAACACUGCUGGGACCCAGCGAAGGAGGAUGGUGUGUCAGAUGGUGAGGAUGAUGUGAGCACAGACGCCUUGGUGGAGGAGAUGCUCCAGCAAGGAGACACAGCGGUCAUCUACCCAGAAGCCCCCGAGGACGAGCCGCAGCGACAGGGCACCCCCGAUGCCAGUGUCCACGAUGAGAACGGAACUCCUGACUCGUUCUCUCAGCUGCUCACCUGCCCGUACUGCGCUCGUGGCUACAAGCGUUACAGCUCUCUGAAGGAACACAUCAAGUACCGGCACGAGAAGACCGAAGAGAGCUUCAGCUGCCCCGAGUGCAGCUACAGCUUCGCGUACCGUGCUCAACUGGAGAGGCACAUGACAGUCCACAAGGCCGGACGAGAUCAGAGACACAUCACACAGUCGGGCGGCAAUCGUAAAUUCAAGUGCACUGAAUGUGGCAAAGCAUUUAAAUACAAGCACCAUCUAAAGGAGCACCUACGCAUCCACAGCGGAGAGAAACCCUAUGAGUGCUCCAACUGCAAGAAGCGGUUCUCCCACUCAGGUUCAUACAGCUCCCACAUCAGCAGUAAGAAGUGCAUCAGCGUCAUCUCAGUUAACGGCAGACCGCGGCUGGGGAACACCAAAACCCAGACCCAGGGUCCAUCACCAGUGCUGCCCACACCGCCCUCAGUCCUCCGCACACAGAUUAGAGAGAAGCUGGAACACAGCAAGCCCCUGCAGGAGCAGCUGCCUCUGAACCAGAUCAAGACUGAGCCCAUGGACUACGAGUACAAGCCGACGGUGAUAACAUCCCCAGCUGUGACUGCCAUGAACGGUGGGGUUUUCAACGGCGGUGCAGCAGCUCCUCUGCAGGGCACAGUGCAGGCCGUGGUCCUGCCCACUGUGGGGCUGGUGUCGCCCAUCAGCAUCAACCUGGCGGACCUGCAGAACGCUCUCAAAGUGGCGGUGGACGGGAAUGUCAUCCGUCAGGUGCUGGAAAACAAUGCCAAAGGCCAGGGGCAGGUGAACUCGGGGUUAACCACUGGAAUGCUCCACCCCCCACAGCAGCAGCUCAUCUCAGCCAUCAGUCUGCCUAUUGUGGGUCAGGAUGGAAAUGCAAAAAUCAUUAUAAACUACAGUUUGGACCAGGGCCAGCUCACAGCCCAAAACCUGAAGAAAGAGCCUGAGCCAGUCUCACCAGCUCACACCACCACUGACAUCUUCAAGUCCCAGAAACUCCCAGAAGAUCUUACAAUCAAAGGCAGCAGGUCCAAUGAGACUAAACAGAAAGAGGAAAAGACCACUAAAACUUGUCUCCUGUGUGAUAACUGUCCCGGUGGGCUGGAAACACUCCACGCCCUCAAGCACUGCAAGAAGGAUGGUCUCAGGCUGAACGGAGCAGGCCUGGAUAAGUCUGAGUCUGCUGUCGCUGCGCUGCUGUCAGAGGGAGGACUCUGCAACCAGCCCAAGAACCUCUUGUCCCUGCUCAAGGCCUACUUUGCCUUAAAUGCAGAGCCCACCAAGGACGAGCUGGCAAAGAUCUCUGACUCAGUCAGCCUGCCUAUCCAUGUGGUUAAGAAGUGGUUUGACAAAAUGCAGGAGGGUCAGAUAUCACUGGGUGCUCCAACACCCCCCUCAGAAGAAGAGGACACCUGUGAAGCUAACAGUGUGGUGUCUCUGGUCCCAGGGAAGGACACAUCCACUAUGAGCCCCUCUGUGACCCAGGACAGCCCCACAGAGGCCACCCCAGCAGAGAUCAACGGUGCUCACAGCUCGCCGGCCUCCCCCUCGCCACUAAACCUGACAGCUGGAGGUCCGGUACCAGCCCAACCCCCCCAGAGCACCGAGGGACCCCUUGACCUGUCGCUGCCAAAGCCCCCCAGAGAGGAAGCGGAGAGAGUGGUGGGCAAAGCCAGCGUUUACCCCUCCCCUUCCUCUCGCUCUACCAAUCAGGAUCAACCCCUAAACUUAACUUGCACAAAGAAAGAGGCAUCGCCACUCUCAGCCAUGGGCGCAGGCCCGGUCGCACUGUACGCCAGCCAGCCAAGUGCCAAACCCCUCGACAUUGUGACCACAAUGCAAUGCCUAAGGGCUCUAGCCACCAACAACAAACAGACUAUCCUGAUCCCCCAGCUGGCUUACACCUAUACCACUACAGCAAACAGCCCCGCGGGGACGGAGAUGCACGAAACCAUCCACCUCAACGGAGUGAAGGAGGAGAAACCAGACACGGGCUCAGAGGGUGUGUCCGCUGUGGAGGAGCAGAAUGACUCAGACUCAGGCCCUCCGAGGAAGAAGAUGAAGAAGACGGACAGUGGCAUGUACGCCUGUGACCUGUGCGAUAAGAUCUUCCAGAAGAGCAGCUCGCUGCUGAGACACAAAUACGAACACACAGGGAAGCGACCUCACGAGUGCGGCAUCUGCAGCAAGGCCUUCAAACACAAACACCACCUGAUCGAACACAUGCGGCUCCACUCGGGGGAGAAACCAUACCAGUGCGACAAGUGCGGCAAACGCUUCUCCCACUCGGGCUCUUACUCCCAGCACAUGAACCACCGCUACUCCUACUGCAAGAAGGAGACGCAGAACCAAGGAGGAGGCCGGGAGAGCCCCGAGGUGGAUGGCGAGGUCCAGGCUGAGUUGGAGGCCCUGAGCCAGGCACAGGCGCAGAUCCUGGUCCCCUCCCAGCUGGAUCUGGAUGAGCGAGGAAGCAGCACAAGAGAGGAUGAGGAGAGCGAGGAAGAGGAGGAGGAGGAGGAGGAGGGGGAAGGCAUGGUGGACAUGGACGAAAUCCAGGUAGUGCAGAUAGGCGACGAAGGAGGGGAUGAGGAGGAGGAGGAGGAGCACGGGGACAGGAACGAGGAGGAGAUGGAGAGAGUAACAGUGGAAGAGGGAGGAGAGGAGGAGACAACAGAGGUGGAGAUGAAACUGGAGGAGGAGGAGGAGACUGACACGAGGCAGGAGGAGGAGCUUGAGAGUGUUCAAGAAGAGGAGGAAGUCAAAAUUGAGGAAGAGGGGGUGAUGGAUACAGAGGGAGGGGUGACGGAAGAGGGGAAAACAGGGGAGGUCACAGAGGAGAGCGGGGGCGAAACAAACAGGAACACAGUUUCUGAAGACGAGAAGCAGACGCCGCAGGAGGAAGGAGAUACUGACUAAAAGAGGAACCAGACUCCUCCAUGAGACACAAUCAGAGUCCUCCUCUCCCUGAGCAGAGGAAGAAAGCAGGAGAUGAUGUCUGGUCGCUCUGACAGCUCGUUUCAGUUCACUACUGUGUAGAAAUCCAGGUGUGCCUGAAAAAAUACUAGUGACUUUUCCACAGGAGAACGAUUUCUCACUGUUAGAAAAAUCCAUUUGUAAAGAAAAAGAUGAAGACGAACAUGAAUUUUAACAAAGGAAAUGCAUUAUACAGACUUUGGAAGCUAGAGCCGACAUGUUUUAGAUAAUGUUUUAUUACUAAAACACCUUGGGUCAUUUCUUUUUAUCAGUGUUACUAAUUUUAUCACUCAUAUUUUAACCUUUGAAAGCUGUACAGUUGGGAGAUAUUUCUAUACCUUUUUAUUGCCAAUGAACAAAAAAGUCAGUAUUUUAUUAAGUUGGAAGGAAAAUAAGAAAAAUCCUGUGCACUACAAGUGGCUUGGUUUACCUUGGAUUAAGCAGUUGAGUUGUGUUGUCUACCCUUCAGUAUUACCGCACUAGAUAUCGCCAUCACGCUAGCAGAUGUUAGCAUUACUUUUACUUUUUUUCUUUUUUUGGUGUUGUUUUGAUUGGAUUGUGAGCCUUAAGAAGAAAAACAGUGGAGGGUGGAUGGGUCUUUUCAGUUGUUUAGUUCCUUUUAGACUUUUAGACACAUUGAUGUCAAAGUAUCUUUUACAGGAAUAGUUUGACAUUUUGUGAAAUACGCUUAUUUGCUUUCUUUGCGAGUUAAAUGAGAAGAUCAGUACCAAUCCAGAGUGACCAUGUUUUCAAACCAACAAACCAGGGCUGUUAAGUGUACCGCAUGUAUUUCAGAGCUUAGCACACCUGGACGCCAUGAAUGCAGCAUUUCCGUUGUCGGGUACCUUACUAAGGCAGGAGUAAGCCUCCUGGAGCUUUUUAGACAGCUGACUAUUAUGACAGCUAACUGUUAGCAUACUGGUUCUGUCAGGAAGAGCCGCCAGCAUCAUGGACUAUGACACUUGCCUAUGACUUAUAGAUUAGCAACAGCCUUGACAACGACACAUUGAUUGACUGACACACAUACAGACCAAUCAGUGUUGAAUUCAUACACACGGUGCAUUGUUUAUGUUUUUAUAUUGGAUAAUAAUGAGUGGAACAGAACAUGAUAAACAUCUGUAUGGGCUGAAAAUACGUAGGGUUUUUUUUUUUUACAACCCUACAGCUUGAAACUGGGACAAUCCCAGACAAACCAGGACGUCUGGUCACUGUAUACCUGUCACACACCUGUACAGUAGAUACAUGACUACAGCCAGUAGAUGCUAAGCUUAGCAUGAAGACCAGAACACAGGUAGAUGUGUUUUUUCCUGCCUAUCUACUGCUGCACACUCCAGUCCAGUAGCUGGUGGUAAAACAGCUGUAAGCUGAUUUACCAGCUGUAAGCUGAUUUACCAAAUGGCAAUAAAACCCAAAGAAGAAGAAGCUAGCUAAAGUUCACAAGUAAAAAUGUUGUAGCUUCUGUUUAAAACAAUUAAACCAAACUGUAAUGGUUGGGGUUUUAAGGGGGUUAUUCUUGGACAGAGCCAGGCUAGCCGUUUCCCCCUGGUUUUAGUAUUUAUUUAUUUACUGUGCAAAUAUGAGAGUGGGAUCUAUCUUCUCAUCUGAGUCUUAACACGAAAGCAAAUAAGUGAAUUUUCAAAAAAUGUCAAACUAUUGCUUUAAAUGUUCAGAGUGAGCAGAAAGGUGAUGUAGAAAACUGUCUGACCCCCCUAUACCCCCCCAACCCCCCCUCUCCGAGCCUUAUGCAAAAAAAUCAAACUAAAACAAGACAAACAUGCAUAUCAAAAGUGCCACAGAAUAUUGCUGUUGAAGCUUAGCAGCUAUGAUCAGGUAUUGCCGGGUCCCAGAUCAACCAAUAAGCCGGAAUACUGUUGACUUUGGCUCACCACACCUGAGAGAGCAGAAAUCUGCCUGACGUAUAUCCAUGUACCGUAGACUUUAGAUGACUCGCUUUUAUUUCUACUCUGAGCGACUAAAACAGUUACAAUGCACAUGUUUCAAACAGAUGAUGAUGAUGAUGAUGAUGAUGAUGAUGAUGAAGUAUGAUCUCUAAUUGUUAACUGUGUCCUGCCUUUUUCGAAGCUCAUUCAGUGCACUUGUUUUAACACACCAUGAAACGCUCAGACGUCUCUUCAGGUAACAAAACGUAGGCAAAUACGAAUCCCAGGAGUUUAAUUCAACAAACUUUUUACCUGUCAGUAUUAUUUUUGUGUCUUUUGUUUGUUGUUAUGUUCUGUUUCAGUGUGUGUGCUGUACGUUUUCAGCAAUGGCAGUAUUAUCCCCACCCCCAACGAGAUGGGUAUGUCUGUUUAGUCAUAGAGAACUUUUAUAUUUAUGUGUCUUAUUUUUUUAUAUUUCUUUAUGGUUAUUUAUUACACUAUGUAGUGUACAAUACUGUAGUUUGUAUUAAUACGAUAAUAUAUUUUAGUAUGGAAAAAAAAAGAUUCGAAGGCAAAUAACUACACGCCUGGAAAACGAGACUCCGGCAUACUGAAGUAUGUUUUUCAAACAGACAAAAUUAUGUUUUUCCUCGGGAAAAAAAGAAGAAGAAACUCGCACCCUGCAAGCCUGAAAAUUGGAACCUGUGACCUCUCUGCAUCCAUUCUCAUGUUAGUUUAGUUUUCUUUCCCCUCUCUAAUAUAAAGCUACUGAACUCUUGAAAACUAAUUGUAUGUCUAAUAGCAUGAGUGUGUGCUGUUGUAUUGAAGGAUGAUGCUUAACCACACAAACUGUCCUUUUUUUGCCAAGCCAAAAUAAUAUUGACGUAUGUUCUUAUGUUUUUAUUUGUGCCAAUUUGUUACUUUAUAUGUCAGUGUCAAGACCACCCCCACUUUUAUAUGCCCCCCCCUUUUAACACCCUCAUCUUUUUUUUUUUAUAGUGAUUGUUUUUGUUUUUGUUUUUUGUUCAUUUUUUUAUGACUCCCCAUCUCACAAUAAAUACAUCAAUUACAAGCUGCCUGGUGAUGAUAUUGUCAUUGAGAGUAAGUUUUGAAAUCACACAAUAUUAAGCUGUUACUUGCACUGCAAUAUUCAACUAAAUAUUCCAAUUUAAAAAUCUCACAAGGGACCAGUUCAAUAAAAACAAAACCAAACAACAUGUUGAGAAGUUGGUUUUAAUAUUUAACCUGAAUGUCCUGUUUUUUUUUUACCAGCUAAAAAUACAUAGACCUUCUUCGGAUUAUUUAAUCAAACUGAUACCUCACUUCUUCACGUCUUAAGAGAGUUGCUCAUAAACAUGUCAAUGUGUAGAAGUCUUCUACAGAAAAUAUCAGAUUACUUCUGUUUCACAGAGACCAGCUGUAAAACCUGAUUAAAUACUGUGGAUGUUG